ACUAAAUAGCCAUAACCUAUGUCUCUUGAAACAUAUACCUGCUCCUCCCUGCGUAACUUGGAAUACCACAAAAACAUUGUGUUCUACAAUGGCAGGUUCGACACCAGACAAGCCGCUGCAAGCUCUGGAAUGCAAGCCUACCGCAUCGUAACUCGGUUUCCUUGCGUAGCCCUCCUGACGACGGAUGUGGAUGACGAUGCAACGAUUGUUGCUGGAGUGAUGCCGACAAGCGGUAGUACUGUAGCUAAUGCACUAAUCGACAAGGUCUCGACGAGAAGUGCCAGCGCCAUAGCUCGGGGUGUUCCCUACAAAAUGGAGCAGCGAGAUAUGCAGCUGGGAUGGAAGUUUACAGAUGCGCAAGGGGUCAAGUACAAGUGGAACACUAAAGCGCUGAAGACUCGGUGGGAGCUACUUGACAGCAAAAAAGCAGCCAUUGCCACCUUUGACUGCACAAAGUUCUGGAAGGACGGUCCUGGCAUCCUAGAAUUCAAGACUGGUAUUAGUGAUGAGCUUCGAGUGCUUUCUCUUUUGGCUCUUGGCAUAACUGCACUCACUAUCGCAAGGACUCAAGACAACACCCACACAAAUGUUGAGGAGUGUAGGUGGUUGAAAUACGAAGGUAUUUAUGGACUUCAAUGUUGACCUUCAGAGAAUCCAGUAGUUAUGAGCUUUAUGGAAUGAGUAUGACUA
Linderina pennispora is the source of this 690-nucleotide messenger RNA. RefSeq lists its product as uncharacterized. The coding region runs from base 19 to 642 and encodes 207 amino acids. The transcript has a single exon. The record is from RefSeq and is a predicted model, not a curated record. Lineage: Eukaryota; Fungi; Kickxellomycota; Kickxellomycetes; Kickxellales; Kickxellaceae.